This is a messenger RNA of Stegastes partitus (bicolor damselfish), 6166 nucleotides long. RefSeq names its product cardiomyopathy associated 5 (gene cmya5). Gene Ontology annotation, cellular component: cytoplasm. NCBI's taxonomy places the organism in Eukaryota, Metazoa, Chordata, Actinopteri, Pomacentridae. Gene Ontology annotation, molecular function: protein binding. The record is from RefSeq and is a predicted model, not a curated record. The transcript has 14 exons. The coding region runs from base 164 to 5362 and encodes 1732 amino acids.
UUCUGUCCCUCGCUGAGUCAGAUGGACAGCUCCCAACUUAGAAUGACACAAACAGGCAGACCAACUCCCAAUUCAGACUGGCUGAAAACAUCAAGAGGACUCUAAAUCACACAAAAAACAACAUUGGGGAUUGAUAUCAGAAGAUCUGGAGGAAAUUACCAAGAUGGAGGCAUGUGAAGGUCUGGACUCGGAGAUGUCAGAGCUACAGGAGUAUCCGCGUGAAGCUUCAGAUGCCAUCAGCCAGGACGAUGAAGACGAAGUGGAAGAGCUACAAAACAGUCUGCGAGAAGUUGUCCAGGAUCAGUCGGUGAAGCCCAAACUCCAGUGCCUGAUGGUGGAUCCAUCGUUCUCAAUGGUAACAGUUCAGAGCGAGGACAGUGGUAUUGUUUGGGAGACGGCCUCUAGCCGUUGCUCUACUCCCUGGGCCUCUGAGACAAGCUCCACCUCUGAAGCUUACAGCAUGGAGGGCUCUGGAACAGCUGGAAAGAUCACCAUUGUCUUUGAUGAGGACAAAAUAAUCCGCAGGAGGACAAGAUCCGGAGGACGUAGCAGGUUGGGGGACAGGCUGAGCCGACCGGGAAGUUCAAGAUCAGCUUCAGCUCUGGGAGUGGAGAGACUGGAGAUGUCUGAAGUUUCUCUUCCUAAUGUCAGACAGGAGGAAACCAAAACAGAACCGGACUUGGAGGAAAUCAAAAACAAAGAUCAGCAGCUGUUUAGUUUGAUUUCAGAGGGUUAUGAGAUUCUCAACAUCAGAGUCCCCUCCAAACUACCCACCGUGGAUGAGGAGGAGAGUACUGAGCUGCAGGACAAUUUGUCUUACCUGGACCAGACUCCAAAGAUCAGGUCCCGAAACCACCAUGACUGGACACAGCAACAGAAUCACUUCCUGCAGGGGGAGGCGGAGACACAAGAGUCCUCGAAGCAAGAUUCUUCCCAACCAUCAGCAGCCACCGAGCUCAGCUCCACUCAAAAAGAGGGCACCAGUGACAUUGACUAUUUUGAGAAGUUUACCCUUUUGGAUGAGGUGGUUCCUGGAGAACAAGCACCAGAGCUACAGGAGGAGGCAGAACAGCCUGCAGCGAAACCACAAGCAGAGGAACAAAAACCUGCUAAGGAGGCAGCCACAGACAGCCCCUCAGUAUCUGAAGACUCUUUCGUAUUUGUUACAGAUGUAGAGAUAGUUGGAGAACACCUGGAUGAGGUAUUCUAUGGAGAAGGAGCUCCCGCUGAUGCACUGCAGCACAAGGAGGACGAUGAGGAGGGUGGAGGCAGGACGAGAACAAGACGAGAGAGCAAGAGAUCAACAAUGGAGAAUGCUUCAGUGUUGUUUGGCACUGAAGAGACCACUUUAACUCCCAUCUAUAUCUCCCCUGGACCCCCUAAGAUCAUUGACCCCAUCCUGCUGGAGGAGCCCACUGCCAUGUCCUUCAUGUACUCUGACCUUUACGAGGAUGCUAUGGGUGAGAGGAGGAAGAGCGACGAGGAACACUCCGAGGCAGAGAGCGUGGCGUCUGAGAAGUCUUAUCGGAGGCGUAUGUCAGAUUCAGAGGAGGCGGACGGGUACCUGGAGAAGUUCAUUUUAAAAGAUGAAACUCCCACAGUGGAUGAUCCACCGGAGACAGUGGAGGAGAAAAGUGGAGGGAGGAUGAUGUGGCCACAAAGUAAAUUUGACAUGACAGGAUGUCUAAUAAGAGUAGCUGAAGAAGAAGACAAGGAAAAGACAGAGGCAGAGGAACCGAAGAUGCAAGAGGCCAGUGCUGGAGAUAAGAGCGGAGAUUUACACUCAGAAAUGUUUGAAGAGAAAAAGGAAAUAGUUACAGAAACAGACAAAGAAAGGGAGGACAUUCAAGGAAGGGAGGACAUACAGCUCUCAACGGUGGCUGAUGAAGCUGCAGAAGAUCCAAUUCAGGAGUCUAAACCAAUGCAGGCACAAAUGGAGGGUCAACAAGUGAAACAUGAGAUAAAAACUGAGCAGACUGAGCCUUCUGAGCUCAGCACAGAAAAAACACUCUCUGAAACUCACCAAGCGAACAAUAAAGUGGAGGAAACAGAGGAGAGUGAGGACCAUCAGAGAGCAGAUGAAAAAAUAAGUGAACAAAGCAGUAUUGAAGCUGAACAGCCAUGUGAAACACAAAAAGUGGCUGAAGUGCUUGUUGUGACAACAGAUGAAGCAGUGACAGCACCUGUAAGCAGCGAGGUGCCUCCAGUAGUCACAGAACCUGAAAUACAAACAGAAACCACUGAGCAGAGCUUGUCUGAGGAGGCAGCGACUGACACCAAGAUGGUGGCUGCUGAUGAGCUACUAGGAGAAGAAGCCAAAGCUGAAGCUGAAGUGAAAGAACCUGAGACCGUAAGGCAGGAAGUGCUCUCCCCAGCUGAACCCUCCAGUGAAAUGGAGUCAACACCACCAUGUGAGGAACAAGAAGCAGCAGAAGUUGCUCCCGGAGAUGCUGCACCUGUCGAGGUGAUCACUGACUGUGACUGUGGAGUACGCACAGUCGUGGAGGUGACUGAAAAAGCAGUGAAUGAAAGAGAGAUUCAAACCCAAGUUCAGAUCGAUCUUCAGGAGGCAACAAGUGUUGAGACAACUGAUGUUCAAACAGCAGCCCCUGAAGGAGAAAAAGAACCUGAAUGUCUUAUAGAGGAACCAACUACUGAGAACGAGUUAACUAAACAUAAGACUGAAGGUUCUGAUCAGCUGUUGGAGGUUAAAGCUGAGAUUUCUGGUGAAGUUGUCAAACCUGCGAUGGCAGAAGAAGUCAAGACAGAUUCAGACAUGAAACAUCAUGAAAUCCUUGAAACUGAGCAGCAGCAACAAGAGAUGACAGACUACGAAUCAGAGAAAACAGUAACAGAAACUACAUCAAAAACACCUGUUCAGGACGCAGUGAAUGUAGGUGACGAGCUAAUCCUCCUCGUCCCCAAAGGACAAGCUGUUGAGAUGGACAUCGAGAUCAGCAAGUGGUCGGAGGAAACUACAGAAGAAACAGUAGUUCUGCCUGAACCUGAAAGCACAUGUGAACUUCAAGCACCAGUAGAAGAAACAAAGAUAGAGCCUGAAAUCGAAGCAGAACCAGAAACCGUUGUAAUAGAAAAAGAAUUACCCCAAAAUGAUUUAGACAGGGGGUUCUCACCACCUGCACCUGUGGAAGAGGCCGACACAGAGGAGCAGACGAUGGAGAGGGACUUAGAAGAAGAAGAGAAAGUCGUCUUUUCUCCACUGAGGAGUUUUACUCCACUGGAGGAUUUAUCUGGGCUGCAUGGAGAGGACGUACAGUCAGAAGACGUAGAUGUGGAACAAAAGGCAGAGGUGAUGGAAGAUGCACCAGAAACAAGCAUCACUGAAGAAGAUGCAGUUCCAUAUAUUGAAAAGCACAGUGAGGAUGUAGAGCAAAAAAUGGAGUCAGUUGCAGAAGCUACAGAGGUGCCUAUAGAUGAGCUGGAAUAUGAGGUGAUAUCUGAGCAGGAAUCAAAAGAAAUGCCAGAACCUGAAACACAGAGAGAGCUCAAACCUGAGCCCGAUCUGAAGCAAGAAGAUGAGGAGAUGGAGAUGGAGUUGGAGAAGGACGAGAAGGUAGAUGUUUUCUCAGAGGAAGAGCUCAUCGAAGCCGACUAUGAGAUCAUCGACGCAGAGGAGGAGAAUCAGGCCCGGCUGGCUGCUGAGCUGCAGGGGAUGGACUGGUUCUGUGUCACAUGUGGAUGUCUGCUGUCAGAGGAGGACUGUGAGGCUGAAGAGCAUCGCAGCCAUGAGGUCACCGCUGUGGAUAAAGCCUAUGAGGAAAUCAAGGAGACGCUGACUGUCUGGAUCUCAGAGCUUCAGGGGCGAUCAGAGAACAUCGAGGACUUGGUGUCAGAGCUGGAGCUGGCCUACAACUCUGUAGAGGACCAGUGUGUGGAGAGCGAAGCAGCCAUGCAGGCACAGAAUGAGGAGAUGAUGGCUCUGGUGAUGGAGCAGUACAACAACAUGUCUGUCAGCAUGGAGGAGGAGAAGAAGACAAAGCUGGAGCAGCUCUAUGACCAGAUCGUCUCCUUCCAGGAGAGCAUCGAUUCCGCCAAGGCCACUCUGGAGACCACGGCCAGAGAGGCUGAGACUGACGCACGGUCACCUGAAGACAUUCAUUCGAGACUCAAAGCAGCUCUGGACUCGGCCUUGUCACUGGAGCUGGGUCCCAAAGGACUGCUGGUGUUCGAGGACUACGCCAAGGCCAAUACUUCCAGCUCCAACCUCGCCCAGCGCAAGGGGAUCCCAGUUCCUCAGAGACCCACCCUGCAGCCUCAGGAGCCAGGUUCAGCCACCAGCACCAGCGUCACUGUUUACUGGAAAGUCAACCCUGGAGAUAUCAUAGACUGCUUCCAGGUGUACUGCAUGGAGGAUCCACAAGGAGCUGUGUCGGAGGAGUACCGCGUGACGGUGAAGGAGAGCUACUGUGUCCUGGAGGAACUGGAGCCUGACAAGAUGUACAAGGUGUGGGUGAUGGCUGUCAACUACACCGGCUGCUCUCUGCCCAGCGAGAGACUCAUCUUCAGAACUGCUCCAUCGGUGCCAGUGAUUGACACAGAGCGCUGCACUGUCAUGUGGGAUUCAGCUACACUGAGAUGGAGCUCAGCGAAACCAACUCUUGGACAGAGUUACACUUUGGAGUACUGCCGCCAGUACGAACUGGAGGGAGAAGGUCUCAGAUCCAUCUCAGGUAUCACAGUCUGUGAACAGAAGGUUCUCCUGCAGCCCAAUGAGAAUUACCUGUUUUACAUCAAAGCUGUGAAUGAAGCCGGUGCCAGCGAACAGAGCGAGGCUGCUCUCAUUUCCACCAAAGGGACGAAGUUCCACCUGUUGAAAGCGUCGGCUCACCCGGCUCUGGAGCUGUCAGAGAACCGGACCACCGUGCACUACACCCAGGACGCACACAAAACCAUCUCAUCCACAGACAAACUGUGUCCAUCUAUCCUGGGUGAGUCGCUGCCAGCACGAGGGCUCUACUACUGGGAGACCAUUGUGUCAGGAAGUGCAGCUUACAGGCUGGGAGUGGCAUACAGCACCGCCAACACAAACAGAUCACUGGGGGAAAACAGCCUGUCGUGGUGUUUGCAGUGUAUUCCCACACCAUCAGGUUGCAGGUAUCAGCUACUCCACAAUGACAUUCAGUCCAGUGUGUUUGUGAUCGAGAUGCCUGAGCGAGUGGGCACUCUUCUGGAUUACCAGCUCGGCCAUCUUUCUUUCUACAACACCCAAAACGGUCAGUUGCUGGGCACCUUUAGACAGCGCUUCACCCAGCCGUGCCACCCGGCUCUGGCCAUGGAGUUACCGGGGAGCCUGGAGGUCAGCAUGGUGCUGGAGGUGCCAGAGUUUACCAAGGACAGAUAGCUCUACUACAUCCCUCACUCACUGGAUAGUUUACAGUUCAUGUUGGACAUUUGUGGAUUUUGAUGAUCUUACUUUCUAAUGACCAUAUUGCAGAAUAAGACUAGAUUAAGUUCUAUUUGUCUAAACUGACCUCAUUCAUGGGUUUGUGUGUUUUUACCAAAAGGAACUUAGUCAGUAUAGAGCUCAGUAUAAAAACUGAUUUUCCUCAAAUAAACGCAACCUAAAUUUUACGUAUAAUUUCUUUUGGUAACAGAUGUGGAGGCUGUCUUGUAAAUAUCAAAACUAGUGAAGUAAAAAUGAAUGAUGACUGCGUGAAAAAUAAGUGGACUGGAGUUGAGUGAACCGAAAUAUUUCAUAGGCGAGUUUCUCGGAUUUUGUUUUGUCAAAGCGUAAGUGAAAUGUCGUGGAUCAUUUUGUAAUUCUGACCAUAAAAUAUGACGAUGUGACGGUUUUAUACUGUUUUGUAAAUGUUCUGUUGUUUCCUCUUGUCUCUUCAAAGCCUUACUUGGCAAUACAGUUCAUAUAGGUUCUGAAAGCAUACUGAAUAAUUCAAUAAUUCAAGUGUUUUGUCAUCCCAAAGUUUAGAAAAUGAGUUCAUAUCUCCAAAAAUACUGCAGCACUUUUUCCAACUGUGUUUCAUAAUGUGAAUAGGCCUGUUUUGUGUAAAUAAUCUUUUUAAACAGAUGUGAUCCGUUCUCUAUUUUACUAUGUGCUACAAAUGCAGAUCAGCUGUUUUCCUUUCCUUGUCUUGUAAACUGAUUUUCUCGUCUAAGCUGAAAGAACAUGAUUAUUUUUCUAUUUGCA